This is a messenger RNA of Drosophila elegans, 1270 nucleotides long. It is a transcript of the gene Ipk2, whose product is annotated as inositol polyphosphate multikinase. Gene Ontology annotation, cellular component: cytoplasm; nucleus. The record is from RefSeq and is a predicted model, not a curated record. Lineage: Eukaryota; Metazoa; Arthropoda; Insecta; Diptera; Drosophilidae. Gene Ontology annotation, biological process: inositol phosphate biosynthetic process. Bases 120 to 1109 code for a protein of 329 amino acids. The transcript has a single exon. Gene Ontology annotation, molecular function: inositol tetrakisphosphate kinase activity; inositol-1,4,5-trisphosphate 3-kinase activity.
AACAUUUUCUGCGCGAGAUUUGCACAGGCAUUCUGAUCGCCGCCGUCGCUGGUGUUGCUCCUCCUGUUUCGAGAUAAAAGACGAAUAUAACGCGACACCAAGGACUCUGACUCGGACCCAUGGCCAAGAAUGAGCUGAAGGAGCUGUCACCGCCCAGGAAGCAGCCGGCAAUGCCCGAGGGAUUCCGCCAGCUGAAGACACAGGUGGCCGGCCACACAUUCGAGGAGUCCAACGCGGAUGCAGUGGGUCUGCUGCAGGAUCCCACCGCCGGAUGCGUGCUGAAGCCCAUGGGCAAACCGGAGUGCGGCGAGCGGGAGCUGCGCUUCUAUGAGUCACUCGCAGCGGCAGGUGCUUCAGGUGAUAAUGACCUUGCCCUGCUCCGCGGUCACGUCCCCCGAUUUUACGGCCCCCUGAAACUGGUUGUGAAUCGGCGCGAACGCACGUUCCUCCGCCUGGAAGAUCUUACGCGUGGGAUGUGCCAGCCAUGCGUCAUGGAUGUGAAGAUGGGUAAACGAACCUGGGACCCGGAAUCCUCGCCGAACAAGCGAAAACUGGAGGAGGCCAAGUACGUGAUGUGCAAGCAAAAGCUGGGCCUUUGUUUGCCAGGCUUCCAGGUGUACCUUCCCAAGGAUGCCAAGGAGGAUGGGGAGGAGGAGGAGGAGGAGCAUCCCACAAUCCUGCGACAUGGCAAGGAUUAUGGCAAGAGCUUGAAUGUGGAGGGCUUCAAGCAGACCAUGGCCUUGUUUUUCAAUGCCAGCACAAGUGAUUCCAAGACCAGAAGAGUCGGCACGGAGCUGCUGCUGAAGGAAGUGCUCCGCCAACUGCAGGCAAUCCUCUCCUGGUUCCAAAGGCAGCGCCUACUGCAUUUCUAUGCCAGUUCUUUGCUCAUCUGCUACGAUUACUCGAGAUUGGCGAAUCCCAAUCCCCAAAAGUCCCUGCUCAAUGGCCACCACCGCCUCGAAAAAGAUGAUGACCCUUCCAAUUGGGUGCGGGUCAGAAUGAUCGACUUUGCUCAUGUCUAUCCAGCGGAUCAGGCCCUGCCAGACGAGAACUAUCUGUUCGGCCUGAGGAGCCUGAUAGAAGUUGUCCAGUCAAUACUCCACCGAUGAUUAUGCAACGGGACCAAGACCACCCAAAGAUGUACUCGAUGCAGUUGCUCCAAUCUCUCAUUGCAGUGAGACACUUUUGUAUUAUUGCCGAAGCCAAAAGAUUAGUCCACAGUAGUUGGCUAGCUACUCUAAACGUAGAAUAAAACCCGGUUUUUUACACA